CGCUGGGAAUAGCUGUUAAUCCGGCUGGGUAUGCUGCAGGGCAAAGAAGAAGACGUGGAGCUGCUGCUUGCGGACCUGCGUCUUACUCGUCUUACCCAGUAUCACGCUCACCAGUUUUAUUCAAGCACAAGUACUUCCUCGCCGGCUGAUGGGAGUUCUCUGGCCUCGCCGAUACCCUCGAGUCUCCUCCACCGUCAGUCAUGGCUGGAGACGUCAUACCCGCACCCUUCCAGAUCACCGAACAUGAUAAACGGGGAUUAAUUGUCGUUACUGCUGGAUGUACUCUAGCUUUCGUGUGGGUGUGCUUUAUCAUUCGAGUGUGGCUGCGCUUGCAAGUCCGAGAAUGGAGGUCUGACGACUACUUCCUCGCAGCAGCGACGUUCCUAGACACAGUUCAGACUGGACUUAUAUUCUAUCUUGUUUAUCUAGGCUUAGGUGGUCCUCAGGAAGACAUUCCCCCGAAGCGACUUGAGGACAUCGGAAAGCAAGGAUUUGCUUCCCAAAUAUUUUACGUUCUUACUUUAUGGACUACCAAGUCAUCUAUCUUGCUGUUGUAUAUGCGACUUUCGCCGAGCGGCGGCCACAGAAUUGCAUCAUGGACGAUGCUCGUAGCAUCUGCUGUGUGGGCGCUCAUCGCGAUCGUUUUGAUCAGCAUUCCGUGCAACCCAGCGCAAUUCUACACAAGCAGGGCUGGUGAGUGCGGCAGUGUGUGGCCCAAAUGGCAGGCUAUCACCGCCCUCGAUAUCUCCACCGAAGGACUCAUCUUCUGCAUCGCGAUUCAGCUUGUAUGGACGCUCCAUAUGCGGUGGAAGGCCAAGGUCCUCGUCAUCUUCGCUUUCUCCGCACGACUGCCUAUCAUCAUGAUAGCAGCCAUUCGGCUUCACUACUUCCACCAAGCGAUCAUCGCCACGAAUGUCACGUAUGUGAGCAGCUUCUACCUGGUUGCCAAUCAGUGGCAAAUGAGCUAUGCCAUCAUUUCCCUCACAAUAACUGGCAUGGGUCCUUUUCUACGCCCUUUCAACAAGGACCUGAUGACGAGCUACGUAGCGAAACGGUACGCAAGGAAUGGCAAUAUUAUCGCAUCUCAGUCCGAAGGGUCUCAGCCAUCGAGCUAUCAAAUGAGCAGGCUCGACCACGAAGAGAACAGAGCUCCACGAGUAAUACUGCGCCAACACAGCCGCUCACGGAACGAGCUCAAGGACCCUUCUCCAGAGCCUGGGCAGGUCUCUCCCACGUCGCAGACAUCCAUCAUUAGAUCAGCAGAGCCGCUAACCUUUCGCCCACCACACGAAGGCCUCAGACACGAUGCCGAGGUCUGGGUGGGAAACCGUACAUCGAGUGUACGCGACGCAGAUGACGUGUUUAGACACUUGAGCGAUGAAACCCGUUUGGUCAUCACAAAAAAGACCGAGAUGAAGGUAGAGUGCGACAGCGCAAGCCAAGCGUAACGAUAGUUGCGCAAGCUUUUCUGCGGGAGUACAGCUCUGGAUCGAUACCCCCUCACCGUUGUAUUUUUAUCAAGACUUUAGACACGCACACAGAUGACAAUGAGAGACGUUGACGUUCACCGACAAUUCCGAGGGCAAAGGACCGAUUCACACGUGUGAUUUCCCG
This is a messenger RNA of Didymella exigua CBS 183.55, 1614 nucleotides long. RefSeq lists its product as uncharacterized. The record is from RefSeq and is a predicted model, not a curated record. The coding region runs from base 201 to 1448 and encodes 415 amino acids. Lineage: Eukaryota; Fungi; Ascomycota; Dothideomycetes; Pleosporales; Didymellaceae. The transcript is spliced from 4 exons.